Hirundo rustica (Barn swallow) is the source of this 11568-nucleotide messenger RNA. It is a transcript of the gene AGAP1, whose product is annotated as ArfGAP with GTPase domain, ankyrin repeat and PH domain 1. Gene Ontology annotation, cellular component: nucleus. Lineage: Eukaryota; Metazoa; Chordata; Aves; Passeriformes; Hirundinidae. Gene Ontology annotation, molecular function: protein binding; GTP binding; GTPase activator activity. The transcript is spliced from 20 exons. The coding region runs from base 459 to 3977 and encodes 1172 amino acids. The record is from RefSeq and is a predicted model, not a curated record.
AUCGGAUUUACCCGGCCGACGGGGCAGCGGAAAGCCCGGCCGGAUCCGCAACCGUGCGGCCGCGCUGUAAACAAUGAGCUCGGAAGCGGCUGCUGCAGUUCCCGUGCCGUGAAGAAGGGAGCCGGGCUCCGCGGGAGGAGGAUGCGUGCGUGGAUGUGAGCCGUCCCUCGGCGCCUCUCCGGGAUGCCGCUGCCAUGGACGCCGGCCGCCGGCGGGGAUCGCAGCCAGAGCCCGGCCUGACCUCGCCGCAGAGCGGGGUGUGACACCGGAGCUUUUUUUUAAAUUAGUAUUUGUUUAUUUAAUUUUUUUUUUUAACCGGGUUGCGGUGGUUUGUGGCUCUGCGUUUCCAGCCACCCGCGUCUCUCCGUCCAUCCAUUCAUCCACCCCUCAUCCAUCUAUCCCUCCCUCUCGGCGCCGAUGCCCGCGGUGGCCGCCGCCGCCUGAAGGGCAGAGCCAUCAUGUACCUCCUGGACAGCAGCGAGCCGCCGGCCGCCGCCUCCUCCCCCGAGAGGAUGCAGCGGGGCACCCCGCAGAGGAAGACCGUGUACCGCAUCUCCGUGACCAUGGUGAAGAAGGAGCUGCUGGGGCCGGAGAGCGGCCGCGCCGGCCCCGAGCUGCCCCGGCGCGGGCGGAGCCGCCCGCCGGGCUCCUCCAGCCUCACCAGGGCCGGGCUGCUGCUGCUGGAGGAGGAGGAGGGCGAGGAGGAAGGCGAGGAGCGGGACACGGUGCCCAGCCCCUGCGGCUUCCGCACCUUCAGGACGCUGAGCACGGGGCAGCUGGAGCUGGGCCGCCUCAAGGUGCCGAGGAGAGCGGGGCCGCCCGUGCCCGGGGCGCCGCGGGGCAGCGCCGGACCCGGAGAAGCCGCGGCGGCCGCCGCCGCAUCCCCGCCCGGGGAGGAGGGACACAAGGACGGGGGGUCCGAGGAGCCGGCCCCGGAGGAGCGGGGCCACAGCCCGCGGCGGCAGCCGGGGCUGCUGCGGCGGAGCUUCAGCUUCAGGCACUGGAGCGGCGGCGGCGGCGCGGAGCCGGCCCGGGUGCGGCGGCACAGCAGCUCCGGCUGCCUGCCCGGGCCGCCGCCGCCCUCGCCGCCCGCCGCGCUCCCCGCGGAGCCCCCCGAGAAGCGCAACACGCUGGACGUGGGCGAGGUGCUGAGCCAGGCGGACCCGCUGUCCCGGCUGGAGCGCUGGGAGCGCAGCAAGAGCAAGAACCGGACGCUGGAUAACAGCGACCUGCAGCGGCUCUCGGAGCGGCUGGGCCGGGAGGGCCCCGCCGCCGGCACCGAGCACCGGCUCCUGCGCUUCUUCAGCGGCAUCUUCGCCCGCAGGGACGGCCCAGCCGCACUCUUCGGCAGCCCCCACGGGCGCUCCCCCCGCAGCAGCUUCUCCAGGUCCAGGGCUUAUUUUAGCAGCCUCAGGAGAGCUGCCGUGGACAUGCAGUCGAGCUCCGAGAGCAUCAACGGGUCCCCCCAUAAAGAUGCCUUUGUAAAUAGCCAGGAAUGGACACUGAGCCGAUCUGUACCGGAGCUGAAAGUGGGCAUCGUGGGUAACCUGGCCAGUGGGAAGUCAGCGCUGGUGCACCGGUACCUGACGGGCACCUAUGUCCAGGAGGAGUCACCUGAAGAUAUGGAUGCAGGUGGGAGAUUCAAGAAGGAGAUAGUGGUUGAUGGACAGAGCUACCUGCUGCUGAUCAGAGAUGAAGGGGGCCCUCCGGAGGCACAGUUUGCCAUGUGGGUGGAUGCUGUUAUCUUUGUGUUCAGCUUGGAGGAUGAAGUCAGCUUCCAGACCGUUUACCACUACUACAGCCGCAUGGCCAACUAUCGCAACACUAGCGAAAUCCCCAUGGUCCUGGUGGGCACCCAGGAUGCUAUCAGCUCCACCAACCCCCGUGUCAUCGACGAUGCCAGAGCCAGGAAAUUGUCCAAUGACCUCAAGAGGUGCACUUACUAUGAGACCUGUGCCACCUACGGGCUCAACGUGGAGAGAGUCUUCCAUGACGUUGCCCAGAAGAUCGUUUCCACCAAGAAGAAACAGCAGCUCUCAAUCGGACCCUGCAAAUCUCUACCCAACUCUCCGAGCCACUCCUCCGUGUGUUCUGCCCAGGUUUCUGCCGUACAUAUCAGCCAGACCAGUAAUGGAGGAGGGAGUUUAAGUGAUUAUUCCUCCUCUGUCCCAUCAACUCCAAGCACCAGCCAGAAGGAGCUGCGGAUUGACGUUCCUCCCACUGCCAACACACCAACUCCUGUCCGUAAACAGUCCAAGCGCCGGUCCAACCUCUUCACGUCUCGGAAAGGGAGUGACCCAGACAAAGAGAAGAAGGUCCUGGAGAGCAGAACAGACAGCAUUGGAAGCGGCCGCGCAAUCCCAAUUAAACAGGGGAUGCUGCUGAAGCGGAGUGGCAAGUCCCUGAACAAGGAGUGGAAGAAGAAAUACGUGACGCUGUGUGACAACGGCGUGCUGACCUACCAUCCCAGCCUGCACGAUUACAUGCAGAACGUUCAUGGGAAAGAGAUCGACUUGCUGAGAACCACUGUGAAGGUCCCCGGGAAGAGGCCACCCCGAGCCACAUCAGCCUGUGCCCCUAUCUCCAGCCCCAAAACCAACGGCCUCUCCAAAGACAUGAGCAGUUUACACAUCUCGCCAAAUUCAGGGAACGUGACUACUAGCACAUCUGUGUCUCAGAUGGCCAGUGGGAUCAGUCUGGUGUCCUUCAACAGCCGCCCGGACGGUAUGCACCAGCGCUCCUACUCGGUCUCCAGUGCAGAUCAGUGGAGCGAGGCCACAGUCAUUGCCAACUCUGGCAUUAGCAGUGACACAGGCCUGGGAGAUUCGGUGUGCUCCAGCCCCAGCAUAUCCAGCACCACCAGCCCCAAACUGGACCCCCCUCCUUCCCCCCACGCCAACAGAAAGAAGCACCGCCGGAAGAAAAGCACAAGCAACUUCAAAGCUGAUGGCAUCUCGGGCACGGCUGAAGCCAAACGCAAAGCUUGGAAACUAAACCGUGUUGGUAGCCUGCGAAAUAUUUACAGCAGCAGCAGCACCAACACCGAAGAACAAGAAGAAAACUUCGAGUUUAUCAUCGUCUCUCUCACGGGCCAGACUUGGCACUUUGAAGCAACCACCUACGAAGAGAGGGAUGCGUGGGUCCAAGCCAUAGAGAGCCAGAUCCUGGCCAGUUUACAGUCCUGUGAGAGCAGCAAGAACAAGUCCCGCCUGACGAGCCAGAACGAGGCCAUGGCCCUGCAGUCCAUCAGGAACAUCAGAGGCAAUUCCCACUGCGUGGACUGCGAGGCACAGAACCCCGACUGGGCCAGCCUCAACCUGGGAGCCCUCAUCUGCAUCGAAUGCUCAGGUAUCCACCGCAACCUCGGCACGCACCUGUCGCGGGUGCGCUCCCUGGACCUGGACGAUUGGCCCAUCGAGCUCAUCAAGGUGAUGUCAGCCAUUGGCAACGAGCUGGCCAACAGUGUGUGGGAGGAGAACAGCCAAGGCCACGUGAAGCCUUCCUCAGACUCCACCAGGGAAGAAAAGGAGCUCUGGAUACGCGCCAAGUACGAGCAGAAGCUCUUCCUCGCCCCGCUGCAGUGCCUGGAGCUCUCUCUGGGCCAGCAUCUCCUGAGGGCCACGGCCGAGGAGGACCUGCGGACGGUGAUCCUGCUGCUGGCCCACGGCACGCGGGAGGAGGUGAACGAGACCUGCGGCGACGGGGACGGGCGCACCGCCCUGCACCUGGCCUGCCGCAAAGGGAACGUGGUGCUGCUGCAGCUGCUCAUCUGGUACGGCGUGGACGUGAUGGCGCGCGACGCCCACGGGAACACGGCGCUGGCCUACGCCCGGCAGGCCUCCAGCCAGGAGUGCAUCGACGUCCUGCUGCAGUACGGCUGCCCCGACGAGCGCUUCGCCCUCAUGGCCACCCCAAACCUGUCCCGGAAGAACAACAACCGCAACAACAGCGGCGGGAGGAUGCCCACCAUCAUCUGAGGGGAGCUCGCUCGCGUGUUCGCUGACCCGAGUCACAUCCGCAGCCUCACAUUCCUCCAUCCCCAUCGCAGCUCCGCUCUGUGAGUCUGGUAACUCUCCUUCUCCCUUUUCCCUUCGGUCCACCCCGAGUCCCGGGCGGAACGUGGAGAGCGCGAGGGGCCAAGGAGGAGCGCGGGGGCUGCCGGGCAGGCCGUUGUUUCAGUGCCCGCCGCCCGGCCGGGAGGGCGCGGGGGCCGCGCCGCGCACGGCACCCCCGGGGCGCCCAGGGACGGGCGGGGGGAGAGGCGAGCCGGAGCAGAAGGAAGGAGAGACGGUGACUUUCCCUAACUGACAGUGAAGCACAUCAGAACAUUUCACCUCUACCGAACGCGGCGACGCCUGGAUUUCCAUUCUCUUCUCCUGAAGAGCUUGACGGCAUAAAUCAGAAGCAAGCACAGAGUUUGUCAGGUUUGAAGCUCCUAUGAUGGUAUGUGUCAAAUCAGUUGUAGCUAAUCUGUCCAGGGAGAAUACUGGCUUCAUUACACUUGUAUAGUUGAGUUCUUCCAGCAUUACUGCUGUUUAAUAGAACAUGAUUAGUCAUCACGGAGAAAAAAGCAUAUUAGCUGAGGAGGUAGUUACAUGGCACGCUUCGGUGAUUGCUUGGAUGUGAUUGCAAUAUUCUUAGAAGCAUCAUAUUAUCUCAGACAUGUUCUUUCGAGCCCUCGGAGCCCUCCUUUCUAAAUUCACUGUCAUAAUUUAGUAUCUGUUUAAUUUUUCAGUCCAAAGAGAGGAAAUGAGUUGCUGAGUGUUAUUUGACUGCGGUCUCCUUGGUGUAAAAACAAAAUGGAAAAAAUAAAUAAGAGUAAGCCCGAAACACAAAAAGGAAUAAUGAAUACCGCUACGGAAAGCAACAUUUCAAGUACGUUCGGUGAAAUUAAUAAACGCAUUAAAGGAUAAUUUUUUUUUUUUUUUUUUUGGUUACGUUUUCAGCCAGCAGAAAUAGGUUCUGUCAUUUUGCCAAGGUAAAUCGUGUUGAGUUUUUGGUCACUCCUGUGAUGCAUUGCCUAACUUAUACAGAUUUUUGUAUUGUGUCUCUAGAUUCUAUGUAUUUAAAAUCUAUUUGAAUAAAAAAAAAGACCGUAAAUAUACAUCGAUUUUUUUUUUGUACAGAAAAUGACAUCUCUGUUAAUUUAUAAACUGUAAUGGAUGUGAACUAAAUAAUGUGCAACUAGUUAGGAUCUGUGGGUUACAGAUCAUUAUUGUACAUCGAUAAUAUUCCCAGCAGCGAACUCUUCUUUCCAAAGCCUGUGAGGAACAACGUAUCAGUAGGAGAUCAGGGCACAGGGAAUUUAAAAAAAAGCCUGUGAGACCUUUUAGAAAGGAAAAAAGAGGCUGUUCCUCAGCGCUGUAAAUAUACUUUACUCCAGAAGUCAGGAAGCUUUCACAAGCCAAGACAAAAAGCCCCAUUCUGGCUGGGGGAAGAUCAGAUUUGAUUAAGUUCAGAAUUGAUAGCCUUCACCGCGGCGGGCAGGGCACGGCUGCGCUCCGCUCCCAGCCCGCCUGCUUUUGGCAAGAAAAAUGGCUUGUGGAAGUAGCCUGGACAGUUCAUUUCAAUUGCAAGUUUUGAUACUUGAUUGGAUUCUUUGGGUCUUCUCCUGCUCCCCACUAGCAGGAUUGUGGCGUGGGGAAGCAGAGGUUUUGGCAGGCAGAAAAGUGAUUUUUCUUUUGUUGGGUUUCUUAUUUGAAAUGGCGUAUGGCAACGUGGGGAUCGGGGCAGGGUUUAUCAUGGAGAACGUUGAAAACUCAACUGAAUUUGAUGGCAAAGGAGCAAUUAGGUGAAGGCAGUGAGGUGCACACGGCACAGUAAUCUGCAAAUCUUCCUGCUCCUGUGUAUUUCCCAAGCCUUUGGUGGUGCUCUUCCUUGGAGCUCUGGGUUCCAUUCAGCACACAGAUGGGAGGAGCAGUUGCUAAAUAAACUGAAUGUGGACAAAAUGCAAAGGCAAAAAUGGGAUAUGGUUAUCUUAAGGGGAGGAAACAAAAGGGAAAAAUUAUGGAUUUGAGGUAAAAUUGUGGCUCAAGGUAGAAGCACAAGAAUAUGGACCAGCUUCUAAUCUUUGGUGGUGUUGUCCUUUUGUACCUUGUUCUUUUCUAGACCUUGGAGUAUUUGGAGGGAGGGAAUCUUUCUCCAGCCAGCCUAGGCUGACUGCACCAGACACAGCCGAUUCCCUUUCCACUGGGAUACUUCUAAAUAUUGUUGGGUUUUGUUUGUUUGUUUGUUUGUUUUUUUAAAUUCAGAAAAGCAGUCUGUUUGAACUGCCAUUUCUCCACCAUUCCUGAUGUUUGGUACUUACAGGUGGUCCCUCAGGGGAGGGGACAGCCCAGCUGAUGUGCAGCUGCAGGGGAUGCUGUGAAACCCUCUGUGUGCUGGUGCUCAGGAGCUUUGCCACAGCAGGGAUUCAGGAAUGGCAAUCCCAGAGGUGCUAGAGCUGCCUGCUGCUCCCCCCAGGGGCAUCCAGGGCAUUUGUAUCCCAAAAACCAGUGUUUCAAACCCACAGUGGGCAGAGUUCUCAGUACACGUUCUGUUUCAGAGCUGGGUUUUUUUCCUAAUUGAGAUUAUUUUCUGUACAUCGCUUAAUGCUCUCCUUCCUCUGACAAGGCUGAGGGUGAUGUUUGAGAAACAAGGGCAACCAGGCAGAUUUCGGGUAGACAGAUUGCGUGGUUCUUUCCUAAAAAUCUUCCGAGGGCAACCCUUGAAAAAGCACAGAAUAUUUUUAGGAGAGGAAAAUCCAGUGUAUUACAGGGAAAAAAAUACGCAUCCAGGCAAGCCAAGUAAUACUUCAAUUAGGUGGUAACACAGUUGCUUUUAGGCUAAACGUGGUUUUCCCAUAGGUGUUGGCAUAAUUAUGUUGAAGCGGUGUUGACGUGGGGGUCUGUGGGGAGGAUCCCCAGCCCUGCACGUGGCAGAGCUCCCUUGGAAAGUCGGGAGAUCCCAGAAUUUCCUCACAUGGAAAGGCCCCGCCGGAUGAGGCCACCCAGGGCCAUUGUCACCAAGUCAAUCCUUGCAGGGUGGAGGACAGGGAGGAAAGCCCCUGCCUCCAAGGCAGGGAUGGAGGAAGCUCUCCUUGGCUGGAUCCUGGUGGGGCUUGGCUUGGAGAGCUCCUCAGGCUUUUCAGGGCGUGUGUUUGCACUCUGCAGAGGCUGCUCUUGGAGCCAUCCAGGUGCACAGUCAGGCAACGUCUCCUGGCACUUGGAGAUCCCACAGGAAUCAUCAGUAACUCCAUUCCCCCACCCCUUUCCUGCUCCUUGUCUUGUGUUUAGCCACUCUUGUUGCUUUUUUGGAACCCUUUGAGCAUGUUGGGAGGAAAACAAGCCCCGACUGUAACCCAGUCCAUGAGAAAUCCCAGCAGACACCCAGCAGCCAAAGCUGUUUUCUCUGGAGUCUGGCAGUGGUUGUCAUUGCACCCCCACUUAACCCUUCCCCUCAUCCCAGACACCUUGAAAUCCCUGUUCCUCUGCACUUUAUCCAUGACUAAAACACUAGAAGUGAGCCAGCCGUUGCUGUUUCUGUAUUUCCUCCUGUCUUUGGCUAAUUGCUGUGGAAUUCGGUGGGAUGUGUCACACCUGAACCUGGGUACUGCCGGGGAGGGUUGUCUUCUCCUUGCUCUUCAUGAAGAAAAAAAGACCCAACCUUGGGAAAAUUCAGGGUCCUGCCCUGAAUGCAGAGACUUGGCCAAGGGCUCCCAUUACCAGAUUUCCAAUCUUGGUGGUAAAAAAGGAGCAGGGAAAAAGGGGAGAAAAAAAAAAAAAAAAAAAAAAGCUUUAGCUGCACUUGGAGAUUUCCCUGGGCCAGAGAAGGCCGAGGCACGUAGGGAGAGGAGUCGAGGUGGGAACGCAGAUCCGGGCUUGGAAGCGAUCUCUGGCACUGUAAUGUAGAAUAAUUAGAUUAUAUGGGGUUGGAAUAGCUUCAGCUUUUAUAUUUGUAUGGAGAUCGGGAGAAAUGAAGUAAUUUGUAGUUUCUAGUAUAAAGUAGUGGUAGUGGAGACAAGCACAGAUUUCACAAGGGGGUCCCCGAGGGGCCCUUCCCAAACGUCUCGGGGAGCCGCCUUUGCACCUUAACAGGGAUGGUUGUUGGGGUUUGUUGUUGGUGAAACGCUCAUUUCAUGUUCGCUUAAGUGGUUGUUGUCGGCGGGGGCACUCGAGGGAAAGGAGGAGAGCUUUGGGGACCAAACUUUGAGGCAGCUUGGCUGGAGAGGAGACAACUUCCCCAUCCUCAUCUCAUCGUCAGGCAUCUUCCUUCCCCCUCCGGAGGCUGCUGCACCGAUCCUUUGGUGGGAUCCCUGCCCGUUGGGCCUGGAUCCUCAGUUCCACACCUUCCAUCCUUGAUGAUUUGUGGGUAAAAUUGACUGCGUGGAAAACCCAGGUUUGGAUGUUCUUGGGCUUGCUGCACAACAGGAAAAGAAAGCAAAAACACUCCGGAGUAAAGUUCUUUUCAAGGUAGAAAAGAAACACUGAACUACCCCAAAUUAAGAGGUUCUGCUGUGAGUUUUUGAGUUCUAAGCUCCCAAAAAAAAGAAGGUUGGCUUGAAUGGUUUUAUUGGAAAAUAAUCUCCUGUUUGAAAAAAAUAAUAGAGUUCAUAGAGCAAAACAUCCAAAGGCGUAGAUGGGUGAAUUUGUCGGUUUAGGGUAUUUGUAGGUUUUACUUUGUUGUUUAGCAUGGGCCAGUGUUUAAAGUAAAUAUUGGGACAGUUUUACCUAGAGUUGACUGAAUCUGUCCUGUGCUUUAAAGGGAGGUUUGAGGGGGUUUGGCCAGGAGUGUCAGGAGCUGUGAAUAAUUCACAUUUAGAGAGGGGAAUUGCAUGAUUUCUGAAAAGUCAGUUUGGGAUGUUUUUUUAGGGCCAUCUUCGGCCCCAAAUCGCCAAGCAUGUUUCUGGCCCCAUGUUUCAUUUCAGGGCGACAGCAAGGUGUGUGGGUGAAUGAACUCCCAUCAUUUACUACCAUGUUCAGGGGAAACAAUUCCGCUUGUGGAUGGAUAAAAUAAAGAUGUCUUUGUGCAUUUCAGGAGUUUUAACCUCUUCAUCUCCCCGUGGCUGCCUGCACCCCAAACCCUGUGGCACAUUCAGGCGGCAGCGGUCGGUCCUGUUGGCAGGCAGAGCCUCAGCUUUCCCUCAGCCAUGGAUGUUCUGGAUGUGUUUGUUUUUAGCUUCCAGUGCCAAGGACUGGCUGUUCUGCAGUGCUUCAGAGCUACUCAUUUUUACAUCUGUGUGUCCUGUACAACAUGUGAAGGGGGGGUGGGUGGGGGACGCUUCAGAGGUCUCCUGGCAUGCCUUGGGGACGGUGGCCACGUCGCUUGCUGGCAGUGAAUGCACCCUCAGCUCUUCCCUGCUUUCCAGAACUGAUCCAUGUGGGUUUCUUGUUGCUCCUGAGAGCUGAAGUAACCAAAAACAUUUCCCUGGUCCUCAGGAAUUGCAGGGUAUGAGGAGGAAAACCCCUCACAGAGACGGCUCGGUCAUGUCUGCUCUGUGCUGAAGGCAAACCCCAAAUCCCUGCAGGACCAAGGAAGGGUUCUGGUGCUGAAUGUGGGGUUUUGGCCUCUGCAUCCCGAAUGUAGGUGUUGAGCUGAGUUGAACCGGUGGAUGAAGUGCAGCCAGGGUGUGCUGAGCCCUCAGGGGUCACCUGGAGGUCACUUUGCACUUGCUCUGUGUGUGUGUGAGCUGGUGCCUGCUCCUCACGCUGCUGUCAGUGAUUGUGGGAAUCCCCAUCAUCACCGUCAGGAGCUGGAGCCAGGCUUCGGUUGGAUGUUUGCAAGUGGGCAAGUUUCGCAGCUGGAGUCAGACCUCACUUCCAAGGUGGCAGGAUGGGGGACACUGGCUUGAGGGAUGGAGAGGUGCAGGGAGAUGAGGUCCAGGCUUGCUGCAGCCUUAGAGGUUUCUCCAAAAGUCCAACUCCAGGCAGCAACAUUCAGCUUGAGAAAACCUUGAGCUUGGCCCCCAGGACUGGAGGGGAGAAAUCCCUCCCUUGCUGAAGAGGAGAAAUCCCAGCUCUCCAGCCAUGGGGAUGGGAAGCUCCAGGGAAGGAGAUUCCAAAGGUAGAAAGGAGAGAGUCUUGCCUUUCAGAGGCCCUUUUUAAUAUAAAUCUGUUUGAGGCUCAUCUUCCUGGCUGAAUCUGAGUGUGGGAGCAGCGAGCUGUCGGGGCUGCAACAGGUCCCGCUGCCUUUUGGAGCUGCUGAGGUAACAGGGAGACGUUUCCAAGUGAGAUGUUCCCAAGAGCUGUCUCCAGGUGGGUUCUUCCCCAAGGGCAGCUUCUCAUCCCUCCCUCCCCAUCUUCUUGGCCACUACUGGCUCCAAAAAGUUUGCUGUGGGGGGACCACAGACCUCAGCUGCAGCGGGCUGGGAAUGCUUGACCCGGCGCUAGUGACACCAUUUCUACCCCGGCUUCGGUGUCUUGUCCUUCCAGGGGAACCCAUGGGAAGAGGGCAGGAAGGAGCUGUGGAGAAGGCCAUGGCUGGGUGUGCAGAAACCGUGGGAGGAUCUUUAGUUCCCCUCUCCUUCAAUUCCUUUGAAAUGCUGUUGAAAUGCCCCCUCGGUGUUUUUUCCUGAGGUAACCAGGGACUCGGCUGGAUUCUCCAUGGAAUCUGCUGAGGAGAAGAGGAUGAAGCCAUCCUCUGAAAGCACACAGCUCCGUGCAGGUCCCGAGUUUCCAGGGUUUGGCUCAGCUCCCUUUUACUGUGUCACUGUCAAGAGCACCUUUCUCUUGUGGACUGCACGUGGGUGCACAGACCGAGGGGGAUUUGGGGGAGGAGUGUCCCCUGGAACACCAGGGACUCGUUCUGUGGUGGUUUUGACUCGGCUUGGAACGGCCAAGAGCUCGGAUCUGCAGCUCCUACUGCCUUAAACCCCUCGGCUUCAGCAGGAUUUGAGCAUAUCCCAAAUUCUUGGCCCACACCUGAGCAGAUCCCACCUGUGGCCGCCUGCAAAGGCUGGAUUUUGUGUUCAGCCCCCAAACCUUUCAGGUCUUUCUGCUUUGUGGUGUUUGUCUUUCCAGUUGAGUAGGGAGGGAGCCCAGGUGAGUAGGGGACACCUGCUCGGGGUAGAGGCAGGAGGUACCUAGCACAUGGCAGGCUUUAUAGCAAGUUUUGGGUUGUUGGGGGUUUUUUGUUUGUUUGUUUCUGUUUCUGUAAAUAAUAAUGUAUAAAUGAUGACGAGACAGUGUGGAAAUCCUAAAAAAAAAGGCAAAAAAAAAAAAAAAGGUCUUUUGUUGUUGUUUUUAUAUUACCUCAUCCAGCAAGUUUGUUUUACAAUGACUCGAUGAUGCUUUAUUUAUAUUGUUUGUACUGUAAUUAAACCAAUUGAAACAUUUCACUUUGCUUGUUGUUUCCUAUGAUUUGGGUUUGAUUAAGUAUGCCAGUUUGUAUUAUGUUCCCUUUCCCUUUCUCUCUCUCCUCGUCGAGAUUUUUUGUGUCAGCUGUACAGUAUUCUGAAUAAUUAAAAAUAAAAGCAAAAAAUUAAAAAAAAAAAAGAAAAAAGGAACAAAAAAGCUGUAAAGUACCGCAGAGAGAGGCUGCUAUAUUGUAUAGGUCUCUUUCUAAUAAAGACAAGAAAACUUGUUGGACGCA